This is a messenger RNA of Heterobasidion irregulare TC 32-1, 2484 nucleotides long. RefSeq lists its product as uncharacterized. The transcript has 14 exons. Gene Ontology annotation, biological process: cell surface receptor signaling pathway. The record is from RefSeq and is a predicted model, not a curated record. The coding region runs from base 1 to 2394 and encodes 797 amino acids. NCBI's taxonomy places the organism in Eukaryota, Fungi, Basidiomycota, Agaricomycetes, Russulales, Bondarzewiaceae.
AUGUCUCUCAAGGUCAUCAAGACUCGGUUGAAGGGCAACAACGCCCUUCAAUUCGCUACGCUGAUUACACAGCUCGCCGCGGACGUGUCAAGUUUGGUCCCGUUCCCACCAGCAACUGCAGCUGCGUCGGCUGUUUUGGCCAUCCUUGGGACAGUGCAGGCGAGUGAGGCUGUCAAGUCGAAUCGAGAUGAUUGUUUUCGUCUUGCACGCCGCGCAGCUCGCUUGCUUAUUGACCUCGGUCGUCGAAUGGAAGGUAAGUGGGAGAACGCACCCCCGGCACUGCUUGAAAACGUUCGGGAGUUUGAGAGAACCUUGAUUUCCAUACGCGAUUUCAUGCUUGGAGCUGCGCAAGUUAAAUGGAUCGAUCGUUUCCUGCAAAAGUCCGACAUUGAGGCCGCCAUUUUGGAUCAUAACAGCCGGUUAGAGGAGGCGUCCCAUUCAUUUCAGGUUUUUUUCUUGAUGCUGUCAUUAUCUUCUCGACGCUUAUCGCGAAGUAUCAUGAAACAGAUGGCUUCGCUUAUAGAGAUCCAGCACGACGUCUGGCACAUGCGCAGCGGCUUCUCUAUCGCACAAAAUGCGGGUGCAUCAAACAUCGUAACGUUCCCUAGUGUUCCACCAUACGUGUCGGAGGAUGCGGCCACAUAUUUCCCGCCUCCAACAUGGACGCCCUUGGAUUCAUCGAAGGAGGUUGCAGUAGCCCAACACACAAAAGCAACUACGGAGGUUGUAGCCAUUGCCGACAGCAGCUCCACCGAAAAUUCAAAUGCUGCACGGACUGCCCAGACGCUUGCUACCGAAGUGGAAGCUUUUCUCGGGGAAAGCACAGAAGCAUGCGACGAGUUUGGGUUUCGGAGGUACCAUCAGUCUGAGGUCAUUCUUCGCAAGUCGAACCGAAGGGGGCAGGGAUGGUUCGCUGGGAUAGCUGAGGUGGAUGUGAAUGGCCAAAAGAUGAUGGCAAAGCGUUAUGACGAGCCUACCAAGACUGCAGCUGUCAGGCGGUGGAUGAACGAUAUCAAGAUGUUGCGCACCAUCUAUCACGAAAAUCUACCUCAGAUUUUGGGUUACUCAGAUGGAAAGACACCGACGCCGUUCAUCCUGAUGGCCCAAGUGCAAAUAAAUGAUGUUCAUGCAUACGUCCAAUCGGCUUUGAAGACGCAGACACUUGCGUCCUCAGCAAGCACGAUGUUACGGAUGUAUCGUGAUAUUACUUCGGCGGCUUUGCACCUGAAACAACAGCUUUCCCUGAAUAAUGGUGAACUGCAAGAUUUCGUUGAGGUUCGAGGCAGCCUAGUUCCUGGCAUUCAUGAUCUUACCUCGCAGCAGAACGCCAGCUUUUCGAUCAGCGAGGAUAAGAACAUUGUCCUCGGUCUACCUCCUCCUAAAGAAGGAACGUGGCUCUCGUUCCGCAGCUAUAGUCUGACAGAGACUCUAGUCGACUAUCCAGAAAGUCAUCCUACAUCUUCAAACAAUCUCACUGUCCAGAAAAUUCAGCAGCUUAGAGCCUUACUCGAGGCGCUUCUCCCUAAAGCGAACCAUGACCCAAACCUUCAUCCAAGUCUCGAGGAGCUGCUUGAAGAUGUGGGACACAGACUCAACUCUAUUACGCUCUCUGCCCUUCGCCACAAUUGCCUUUCUCGAAACGUGCACAGCCAGCAAUGGACGCACCGGGCGCCAUUGGGAAAAAACAACGUGGGCGACUAUGGCUAUAUCCCUGCGGGAGGCACAUUUGAAGAGUUUCAACGUCUUGGGAACGUAGUCGACCUGGAACCAGGCACCUUUUCCUUCAUUUCGGAAGUCACUGGCAAGCAGACGCAAUUUCUGAACGGAUUUAUAGAUCGACAGGACGUUGAGCCCUUCGUGCUUCAUGACGGAUUGGAGGGGUGGCCUACGGCUGUCAGCCCCAGGGCUGAGGUCACAGUGUUUGUAAUCCGACGGGUUUAUAUGGACUCCGUGAACAGUGCUUGGAAAUUCUUACUGAAAAGUGCACAGCAAAUCGCCGAAAGCCACGGUGUGGAUCCACAUCAGCUGAUAUUGAUAACUCAGACGAUCACUAUAAAUGAUCACAGAGUGAAGGACUGUAGUCCUCCUCCGCUCCCUAUGCCGGGUCAACGCCAAGGCCCUGCAUUUCUGACCAAUCCGCCCUUCAACCACUCACCAAGUCAUGGCCACUCGUUUGGGCAGUUUGGUAACAACCAGGUGUCGGCACCGCCCAGGAUCGUGUACCUUUUCACUUCAGCCAGUCCCGAUCAUAAGGUCUUUUGGACGGAUAAUCCGAUGGGGAAACCGCGCCCCCGUGAGUAUCGCUCAACGAGCUGGACAUACAGCGGCUCAUCCGGAUGGCCGACUUCAGACAUCAGCUACAUUCAGUUGCAUGAAGAGGAUUUCGCUGGCUAGGACGCGGACUCUGUAGUGAUGCAUGGUUGCUUAAACGUACUCUACCGAUUGAUCAAUUCAGUAUCAACCCCAACAUUCGUUCUUUUCAUU